This is a messenger RNA of Ficedula albicollis (Collared flycatcher), 8941 nucleotides long. It is a transcript of the gene WNK1, whose product is annotated as WNK lysine deficient protein kinase 1. NCBI's taxonomy places the organism in Eukaryota, Metazoa, Chordata, Aves, Passeriformes, Muscicapidae. The record is from RefSeq and is a predicted model, not a curated record. Gene Ontology annotation, molecular function: ATP binding; potassium channel inhibitor activity; protein serine/threonine kinase activity. Gene Ontology annotation, biological process: protein phosphorylation; positive regulation of sodium ion transmembrane transporter activity; positive regulation of potassium ion import across plasma membrane. Gene Ontology annotation, cellular component: cytoplasm; cytosol. The transcript has 29 exons. The annotation marks the transcript as partial.
CCCCGAGGGGCGGCCGCCACCGAGCACCGCUUCUUCCGCCGGAGCGUCAUCUGCGACUCCAACGCCACGGCCUUGGAGCUGCCCAGCCUGCAGCCCGCAGCGCCCUCGGCCCCUGUCUCGGGAGGCAGCGCGGCUCCCUCGGUGUUCCCUGCCGAGGGCGCCGGCCGGACCCCUUACGCCCCUGUCAGCGCCGCCGAGGUCGACUCGCGGCCGCCGCCGGCCGCCCCGCUCCCCCUGGAAGGACAGACCGCUGAGGAGCCCCCGGCCAGCAAGGAUGCCGCCCCGCUGCUGCCCAAGGAGGAGGAGGAGGGAGAUGAGGCGACUGCGCUACCCCCUAGCAGUGCCGCUGGCAGCCUGUCAGCUGCCAGCCGGGAGUUUGAGGAGCGGAGAGCACAGCAGGAAGACAUCGAAGAGCUUGAGACCAAGGCAGUGGGCAUCUCCCCCGAUGGCCGCUUCCUGAAGUUUGACAUCGAGAUUGGAAGAGGCUCUUUCAAAACUGUCUAUAAAGGACUGGAUACUGAAACCACUGUGGAAGUUGCCUGGUGCGAGCUACAGGAUCGGAAGCUGUCCAAGUCGGAGCGACAAAGAUUUAAAGAGGAAGCUGGGAUGCUGAAAGGGCUUCAGCACCCCAAUAUUGUCAGGUUCUAUGAUUCCUGGGAGUCUACAGUCAAAGGAAAAAAGUGUAUUGUUCUUGUGACGGAGCUCAUGACGUCUGGAACAUUAAAAACGUAUUUGAAAAGAUUUAAAGUGAUGAAAAUUAAAGUACUACGAAGCUGGUGCCGUCAGAUAUUGAAAGGCUUACAAUUUCUACACACACGCACUCCUCCCAUCAUUCACAGAGACUUAAAAUGUGACAACAUCUUCAUUACUGGCCCCACUGGAUCAGUCAAGAUUGGAGACCUCGGCCUGGCAACCCUGAAACGAGCUUCUUUUGCCAAAAGUGUGAUAGGUACCCCAGAGUUCAUGGCCCCCGAGAUGUAUGAGGAGAAAUAUGAUGAGUCCGUUGAUGUAUAUGCUUUUGGGAUGUGUAUGCUAGAGAUGGCCACGUCUGAGUACCCUUAUUCCGAGUGCCAAAAUGCCGCGCAGAUCUACCGCCGAGUGACCAGUGGUGUCAAGCCAGCCAGCUUUGAUAAAGUAGCAAUCCCUGAAGUGAAGGAGAUUAUUGAGGGAUGCAUUCGGCAAAACAAGGGUGAAAGAUAUGCUAUUAAGGACCUUUUGAAUCAUGCUUUCUUCCAAGAAGAGACUGGAGUACGGGUAGAACUUGCAGAGGAAGAUGAUGGAGAAAAAAUCGCCAUUAAGCUCUGGCUGCGAAUUGAAGACAUCAAAAAACUCAAGGGCAAAUAUAAAGAUAAUGAGGCAAUAGAGUUUUCAUUUGAUUUGGAAAGAGAUGUCCCAGAGGAUGUAGCACAGGAAAUGGUGGAGUCUGGCUAUGUCUGUGAAGGGGAUCACAAGACAAUGGCGAAGGCUAUCAAGGACAGGGUCUCUUUGAUUAAGCGCAAGCGAGAGCAGCGCCAGUCGGUGCAAGAAGAACAGGAGAAUAUACUUCAGGAAGAAGGUAGUCAGAAGCAGCAGCUGGAGCAACAGCAGCCAUCAAGUGCUUCCCAUGCAGGGUCAAAGCAUCCCCAGUCCGUCACUGGUACUGCUCCUGUCCCCACUGCUUCAGCAUCGGUUUCUACACAAGUGGAGCCUGAAGAGCCGGAAGCUGAUCAACACCAACAGCUGCAGUUCCAGCAACCCAGUAUAUCUGUUCUUUCUGAUGGAACAGUUGACAGUGGCCAGGGGUCGUCUGUGUACACUGAAUCUGUGAGCAGUCAGCAGGCUGUGUCCUAUGGCUCCCAGCUUGAGCAGUCAGUCUCAAACACUGGAGUCCAGGGAUACCCAGCUUCAGUUGGCCAAGUGCAGUCCCAGCAGCACGGAGGAUACCAGCCACCUGCAGCGACACAGGUGCAAGGCCAGCCAGCCUCAAGCAAUGCAUCGGUGCCAUCCCAGCCCACUCAACACACUCAGCAGAGUGCACAGCAGCCAGCCUCUUCCCAACAGCCUGGACAAUACCAGCUGCAGCAGCCCUCAGUUUCUGCCAGCACUACUCCUGCACAAACUGUCUCUCAAACUCAAACUUCACAGAUCAUGCCAAUGCCUCAGGCAGCAGCUGGGACACAGCUUCCUGUUUCCCAACCAGUGUCGAUCAUCCAAGGCGAGCCUCAAUUACCUGUUGCAGCAUCUUCUCUCCCUCAGCCUUCAGUUGCCCCAUCAGUCCCCAUUGGCUCUCAUUUUCUCCCCGUGGGACAGGCCUUGCCAACUUCUGUGGUUCCCCAGUUCCCAGUGUCUCAGUUGCCUGUAGCAGCUCCUCAUGUGACAGUGGCUCAGCCAGGUUUCCAGUCAUUGCCCAUUUCAAUGGCAGCUGGCAUGAAUCAGCCACUGCUCACGCUGGCCACGUCUGCUGCGGCAGCUGCUGUUCCUGUAGGACCAAGCCUUGUCCCUAGCCAGCUCCCCACACUGAUGCAGCCUGUGGCUCAGCUGCCCAGCCAGGUUCUCCCACAGCUCCUGCAGCCGACUGUCCAGGCCGUGGGAUUGCCAGUCAGCAUUGGACAAGCUGCUGAAGCUUCACUUCCUGCUGGAGAUGCUCUUUACCAGGGCUUCCCAUCUCGGCUGGCACCGCAGUACCCAGGGGACUCGAACGUUGCACCUUCCUCAGCUGUGGCCUCUGCCAGCAUUCCUUCUGCUGUGCUGUCCCCUCCCUUGCCCACAGAUGCAAUGGCCCAGUCAGGCUACCUUGCUCCUGUUGUGCAGCCAUACGGGGAGCAGAAUGUUUUAGUUUCCAUGAGCAGCCUGGGAGGACAGGUUCAGGUGCCCCAGCCUCCUGUGAGUUUAGCACAACAGGCCUCAUCUGCCUCCUCACAGCAGGCAGUCGUGGAGCAGAAUGUCAUGCCAAUGUGGGGACCUUGUUGCCACUGGUUGUUCUGUUGGGAAGGUACUCAGGGAGUCUCACAGAAUGCUUCUUCAGAGACUCUUCCAGUGACACAGCCUGCUCAGUCUACCCCUUUGGCUUCUUCUAUGGAUAGUGCACAUUCUGAUGUUGCUUCAGGAUUGAGUGAUGGCAAUGAGAAUGUCCCAGCUUCUAGUGGCAGGCACGAGGGGAGGACAGCGAAACGUCACAUGCGCAGGUCUGUGCGCAGUCGCUCUCGCCACGAGAAGACUUCUAGGCCGAAACUGAGAAUUCUAAAUGUUUCAAACAAAGGUGAUCGGGUAGUGGAAUGCCAGCUAGAGACGCACAAUCGGAAAAUGGUUACUUUCAAAUUUGAUUUGGAUGGUGAUAACCCUGAGGAAAUAGCUACAAUUAUGGUGCAGAAUGAGUUUAUUUUAGCAACAGAGCGAGACUCAUUUGUAGAACAGGUACGAGAGAUUAUUGAGAAAGCAGAUGAGAUGCUAAGUGAGGAUGCAAGCGUGGAGCCAGAAGGGGAUCAGGGCUUGGAGAGUAUGAGGACAAAAGAUGAUGGCUUCUUCCCGGGGUCACAGAAAUUAGAGUUCAAACAGCCAGAUCCUACAUCUUCCAUGCCACAAAGAAUAGGGGUUCCCUCUAGCUCCUUUACCCAGGUUGUUCAUUCUGCGGGAAGACGGUUCAUUGUCAGCCCCGUCCCUGAAAGCCGACUGAAAGAACAGGGCUUUUUCACAUCUGCAGCUGCUGGAGGAAGCGAGACUUCAGAUAUGGUUGCAGCAUCUCCUGUUCACGGUCCUGGAAUGAAUCUCUCCCACUCAGCAUCAUCACUGAGCUUGCAGCAAGCUUUCUCUGAGAUGGGGCACGCUCAGAUGACAGAAGGACCUAGCACAGCUCCUCCAGUGUUCAACCAAACAAUCCCACCAUUUCCACCUGCGCUUUCCACCAUGGCGGGCAGCGGUGCAACUCCUGCAUCUGUGCCUACUUCUUCAGUAUCUGUUUCCUCCAGCACUGGUGUUUCUCUUCCAGGAUCUGUUACUUUGCCUUCAGAAAAUGCAGCUCUUGGAGCUGCACCAAGCACAAGUGUGCCAAGCUCUAUUUCUCCACCUCCAGCCUCCCAAUCUGGACAGCAAUCGACGGGUGUCGCUUCCAGCGUGAGCGCCCCUGCUUCUUUCUCCUUAUCUGCCACGUCCCAGCCUGCCCAACCAGUGACUGCAGACAUUGCUCCCAGUAUCAGCACACCCUCGUCCUCAGCACUGCCAUCUGCCCAGGUUCCUGGUGUCACUGCUUUCGGUGCUGCUGCACCAGCUGUGACAUCUCAGUCUACUCCACAGAUUGGGACUAGCAUGGCAGCACCACAGACGUCUGUUGCCCCGUCUCUGGCUCAGAACGUGGCUUUGCAGCUUCCCCAGCUCAGCAGCAGUGGCUCUGUAUCCAGUCUGGCAGAAACAACAGUUGUCAGCGCUCCACAGUCACUGCCUGAGAGUGGCAACUGUCUGGAUAAAUCACAUCCCUGCAAUGCAGCUGGCUUAUCUCUUCCAAUCUCUGCACCUUUAUCAUCCUCGAUUGCAUCGAGCAUAUGUGGUUCAGUCUCUCAGCCAGUGAUCCAUCCCUUACUUGUUCCAUCAGGAAUUACAUCAACACCUGUCCUACCCCAGAUUUCAGGUGCAACACCCAUGUUGCCCCAGGUUCCCUUACCUGGUGUCUUGCCACAACCAGUCACUAACUUGCCUGCAGUACAGCAGACUUUGAUCCACAGCCAGCCUCAACCAGCUCCAUUGCCCAACCAGCCUCACGUUCACUGUCUGGAGGCUGAUGCUGAUGCUCAGUCUAAAGCCCCUGGUAUUGAUGAUAUAAAGACCCUGGAAGAAAAGCUACGGUCUCUCUUCAGCGAGCACAGUAACGUGGGCACGGUGCAUCCAUCAGUGUCUCUGGAUACCUCUCUGGUGAUGGAAACAACAGUUGUUCCUGGCAUCCCAACCACUGCUGUUGCACCAACCAAACCCCUGACAUCCAUUAGCACUUGUAUACCUCCAAGCAGUUUGCCUCUUGGACCAACUGGCUUGCCGGUGGUGACUCCAGUUGCCACUCCUGGGCAGGUGAUCACCCCAGCCAGCUACGUGUCAGCCUCGAGCAGCGUUGCCACAGCAGCAGUGAAAGCAGGGACCUCUCCUUCCAAGCCCCCUCUCAGCAGGGUACCGGUGCUACCAAUAGGUUCUGACCUUCCGGCUGGCACUCCAUCCAGUGAGCAGCUGCCUCCUUUUCCAGGACCUUCACUAACUCAGUCCCAGCAGCCCCUGGAAGAUCUGGAUGCUCAACUGAGAAGAACCCUUAGUCCAGAGACUGUCCCAGUGACAUCUGCUCCUGCCUGUUCUGUGCCCUCAGUAGCAUCAACAACGGUUACUGGGCCGGUGUCCACAGCAACACAGUCUCUGAAGGAUGUUUUGGCAGCAGGUGAUGGAGAGAGCAGUGCUGUGGCUGCAGCAGGAGCCAGUGUGCUGAAGAUGGGACGGUUUCAGGUAUCUGUGGCAGUGGACGAUGUGCUAAAAGAGGGUGACAAAGCUGAAAUGAAGCCAGUGCAAUUUGAAACCACCUCCACUGAUUCUUCAAGCCUUUCUGGCAGCAGCCCAGAGAGCACGCUGGUGAAGCAGGCUGAGAGCAGGAAGAGCGGGGCUGUGGCUGCCACCUCCUUGGAUGUGGUGGAUGGCAUUGCUGAGGCAGCUCCCAGGCUGUCUCUGCCAGGAGAUGCUGCUCAGGCCACCAAGGUCGGGCGCUUCCAGGUGACAACGACCGCCGAUCAGGUGGGGCGCUUCUCCGUGCUCAAGGCUCGGGAUGAGGUCAGCUGUGCCCAGAAAGAGCCAGUGACUCUUCCUCUCGCUGUGGGCUUGGAACAAGUUGCUGCUUCAGCUGCAGCUCCCAAGAAGGAGUUGGAGUCAAGGCAGUCCCCACACAUGAAUGGUCCAUCCUCUGAUCCGGAGGCUGCCUUUCUCAGUGGGAUGGCUAAGGAUUUGGAUGAUGGCUCAGGGAGCCCAGACUCUGUCCAGCACCUGGGAUCCAAGAUCAGCCUCCCUGUUCAGAGCCUCAGCAACUCCUUCAACUCCUCCUACAUGAGCAGUGACAAUGAGUCGGAUAUUGAAGAUGAAGACUUGAAGCUGGAGCUCCGUCGGUUACGGGAGAAGCACCUUAAAGAGAUCCAGGAGCUGCAGAGCCGCCAGAAGCAGGAGAUUGAGUCACUCUACAUGAAACUGGGAAAGGCCCCACCUGCAGUCAUUAUUCCCCCAGCUGCACCCCUUUCAGGAAGAAGGAGACGACCUACAAAAGGAAAAAGCAGCAAGUCCAGUCGUAGCAGCUCCCAGGGACAUAAAAGCCCUCAGCUAUCAGGCAACCUGUCAGCUCAAAGUGCACCAUCAGUCUUGCCCCCUCAGCAGACCCUUCAUCCUCCUGGCAGUGUGCCAGAGACAGGGCAGAACCAUUUGCUACAGCCCCUCAAACCUUCACCUUCCAGUGAAAAUCUCUACUCUGCCUUCACCAGUGAUGGUGCCCUCUCGGUACCGAGCCUUUCUGCGCCAGGCCAAGGGACCAGCAGCACCAACACAGUGGGGGCUGCAGUGAACAGCCAGGCCCCCCAGAGCCAGCCCUCGGCCAUGGCCUCCAGCCGCAAGGGCACCUUCACCGACGACCUGCACAAGCUGGUGGACAACUGGGCCCGGGACGCCAUGAACCUGUCUGGCAAGAAGGUUGGCAAAGGGCACAGCAGCUACGAGGGCCCUGGAAUGGCAAGAAAGUUCUCGGCCCCAGGUCAGCUGUGUAUCUCGAUGGCAUCUUCCCUGGGUGCUACGCCCAUCCCUGCAGCAUCAGCUACCUCUUUAGGUCCCUUCAGCAAGGCCAUGUGCCCCCCGCAGCAGUACGGUUACCCAGCAGCCUCCUUCCCCCCGCCCUGGAGUGGCCCAGGGGGGCCAGCACAGCCACAGCUCGGCCAGUUCCAGCCCGUGGGGGCCACCUCUUUGCAAAGCUUCAACAUCAGCAACUUGCAGAAGUCUGUCAGCAACCCUCCAGGCUCCAACCUGCGGACCACUUAGCCACGCUCGGAGCCCCUGCUGGCUGCGCCUGGGGACAGGACCUGGGGAGGGAGAUGGGCCUCUAUCAAUACUAGUGCUGCAAUGAACUGGUGGCUUGCCAGACUGGGAAUGAAUUUCUCUUUUCCUACCAUUGCUGUCAACUCUGUAGCGGGAGUUUCCCCACACACUCGGAAGGGGGAGGAGGAUGAUGAGCAUCCUUGUGAUGGGACAGUGCUUUUCACUGAGGGGGCUGCUCUUGUGUGCAGCGAGAGCUGCCAGGAGAAGCCCUGGGGUCAGUUCAUACAGUCUUGCUGUAAAAUUUUCCUGGAGGGAGAGCUGAACCCAGCAUGAGGCUCUAGCAUGCUUCUCACCUCUUCCUGGAGAACCAAGAUCAGGAAAAAGCUGUCCAAAUCCCCCUCCUCUCCCUCUCCCCAGUCAAUAGUAUCUGGCUCUGAAAUGAUGGGGCACACGAAUGGACUUGUGGUGCAGCCCAUGCUUGAUAGGUCAUUACUGCUUUAAGUAAGAUAUUAACAGCUUUGACUGCAGCAUUAGAGCAAUUUAAAUUGUUAAAAAAAAAUUUUAAAAGUUCCCUGCGGACAUGUACUUACCAUCAGUUUUGAUGUGGAAACACUGUGAUAUAUAAAUGUUGUUGGACAACAGUAGUUUAAAAAUGAGUGGAAUAUAGAGGGUUAAAAAAGUUAAAAAGAAAAAAACGGGAAAAAAAGCUAGCUAUAUCCUUAUACUUAUUGGAGACACUUUAACUUUUUCCUUUGUAUUUUCAUUGUAUUAGAUAAAUAAAUGUGAAUGUAAAAUUGUAUAAAUUAAUGUACUUGAAUACUUGUCUGUUCUCCCAGUAUGCUUGCUGGAUAUUUUAGUGCCUUGGACUUCUCUUGCUUCUGCAGUUUAGCGUCGUUUCCCAGCAGAGCCCAGGUGGGCAGAGGGCAAGGUGAGGGCAGGGUGUCUGUGCCCAGCGCCCGGGACGUGCAGGGGAGGGCACGAGUGCGGGUCGGAGCAGUUCUGUGUGUGGGGAAACUCGUGCAGGCGGGCAGAGCUGAAGGUGUGGGGUGACAGGGGCCAGGUGGGCUGGGACAGAGGGAUGCAGGUGAAGCUAAAACAAGACUUAACCAAUAUUGGCUCUGGAGGCAGGAGGGCUGGGUCAGGAACGGAGAGAGGAGGGGAGAACGUGUAUCUUUGGGAAAGGCCCGACUUAGGAUGCAGUUUGACUCCACCUGCAAAGUGGUAAAGAUGUUUGGUCAGGAUGUGGCUUGAGGGAGAGGUGCCAUUGCUCGUUGGCAUGGGCUUGUCUGCUGGGAUUGCUUUUCUUACCUUUUUUUUUUUUUGGUAAAAUUCAUUUAAGCCAGGAACAGACUGUCCUGGUGCAACGUCCAUUGCCGGCAAUGGAUGUACUUGAAACAGCCGGCAUCAAGAAGUUUCCUCUGUCUGUCUUGGAGGAUUUACAAUUUUGUUCACUCUUAACAAAUUUCAAGCUGGUACCAGGACUGUCACUGUCUGUCACUUGUCACCUCUUAGUACUUGUACUGUAUCUUCUGCUUUGGUCAUUCUCCCUCUUCGUAUUUAAGAAAUACUGGUUUCCUCUUCAAAGUCGAAAUAAUACCAGCCAGUAUUUAUGUAGUGCUGCAGAAAGCUGUGAAGGAUGAGGGUGCAGCUUUCCUGGUGCUUGGGAGCAGCUCACCAGCAUCCUGGAGGCUGGUGCAUCACAGGGUGUUACUUGUCCACGUUUGUUUUAAUCUCAGAGCCUGUUCCCUGCUGGGGCCUUAGCAGGGAGUUGUUGUGUCUGCAGAUGUUCUCACUCUUCCAUUUUCACCAAGAAACGAGAUGCUUUGUGCUCCUGUCCCUCGUUUUGCAGCAGUUGUGGCAGCAGGGCAGGCCCAGAGGAGAGGAGGGGCUCCAGGGGGAGCAGGAGAGCAGCGAGCUCAGGGCUGAGCCA